Messenger RNA from Arabidopsis thaliana (thale cress), 2716 nucleotides. It is a transcript of the gene AAE16, whose product is annotated as AMP-dependent synthetase and ligase family protein. Gene Ontology annotation, cellular component: chloroplast. Bases 218 to 2386 code for a protein of 722 amino acids. The transcript has 18 exons. NCBI's taxonomy places the organism in Eukaryota, Viridiplantae, Streptophyta, Magnoliopsida, Brassicales, Brassicaceae. The record is from RefSeq and is marked reviewed.
UAUUAUCUCUGAGAGUCUGAAGAAGCCAUGCUUCUGUAGCGGUGCCAACCAACUUGGAACUGAUCUUUCCUGUGAAAAAUCGUAAUCAUGACAUCGACCUACUUUCUCGUCUCUUUCUUUCUACCUUUCUUUGCUUCUUCAUCUUUCUCUCUUUCUCCUCUCAUAUAUUCUCUCUAUGCAAGCAACUUCAUCACGAUAACCUCUUAUCUCCUCAGCCAUGGCUUCAACGUCUCUCGGAGCUUCGAUUCUCGUUUCUCACUGCUCCUCAGCUCCUGAAUUUCAAGUUUCUGGGAUGAGAUUGGUGUUUGGUUACAAGGCUUUUGGCUGCAGAACUUCACGCAGGGGAUUUCGAGUUCGCUGCGAAUCCAAGAUUCAGGAGAAGGAGUUAAGGCGGUGUUCGCCAUUCUUAGAACGCUUAUCAUUGCCAAGGGAGGCUGCUUUGAGCUCUAAUGAAUGGAAGUCUGUUCCUGAUAUUUGGAGAUCAUCUGUGGAGAAGUACGGUGACAGAGUUGCGGUGGUAGAUCCGUAUCAUGACCCGCCUUCUACAUUCACGUACAGACAGUUGGAACAAGAAAUCUUGGACUUUGUUGAGGGUUUACGAGUCGUUGGAGUGAAAGCAGACGAGAAGAUUGCACUUUUUGCUGAUAACUCCUGUCGAUGGCUUGUUGCGGAUCAAGGUAUAAUGGCCACAGGAGCAGUCAAUGUUGUUAGAGGAUCCAGAUCGUCUGUGGAAGAGUUAUUGCAGAUAUACUGUCAUUCGGAAAGUGUAGCCCUUGUUGUGGAUAACCCUGAGUUUUUCAAUCGCAUUGCGGAGUCAUUUUCUUACAAGGCAGCUCCAAAAUUUGUGAUUCUUCUCUGGGGGGAAAAAUCGUCGUUGGUUACAGCGGGUAGGCACACACCAGUCUAUAGUUACAACGAAAUUAAAAAGUUUGGACAAGAGAGACGUGCAAAAUUUGCAAGAUCUAAUGAUUCUGGGAAGUAUGAAUAUGAAUACAUCGAUCCAGAUGAUAUAGCCACAAUUAUGUAUACCAGUGGAACCACAGGAAAUCCAAAAGGUGUUAUGCUCACACAUCAGAAUUUGUUACACCAGAUAAGAAACUUGUCCGAUUUUGUGCCUGCGGAAGCUGGGGAAAGAUUUCUGAGUAUGUUGCCAUCAUGGCAUGCUUAUGAACGGGCUUGUGAAUACUUCAUAUUUACAUGUGGAGUUGAGCAAAAGUAUACGUCUAUAAGAUUCUUAAAGGAUGAUCUCAAGCGUUAUCAACCACACUAUCUUAUUUCAGUUCCUUUAGUAUAUGAGACACUCUACAGCGGGAUUCAAAAGCAAAUUUCUGCAAGCUCCCCUGCUCGUAAAUUUUUGGCACUUACAUUGAUCAAAGUCAGCCUGGCAUAUACGGAAAUGAAAAGAGUUUAUGAGGGUCUUUGUUUGACAAAAAAUCAAAAGCCUCCAAUGUAUAUUGUUUCGUUGGUGGAUUGGUUGUGGGCGAGAGUAGUUGCAUUUUUCCUAUGGCCAUUGCAUAUGUUGGCUGAAAAGCUUGUACACAGAAAAAUUCGUUCGUCUAUUGGGAUAACAAAGGCUGGUGUUAGUGGAGGUGGUAGUUUACCUAUGCAUGUUGACAAGUUUUUUGAGGCCAUCGGUGUGAAUGUACAAAAUGGGUAUGGUUUGACAGAAACCUCACCGGUUGUCUCUGCGCGGAGGCUUAGGUGUAACGUUCUUGGCUCAGUUGGGCAUCCUAUUAAAGAUACAGAGUUCAAAAUUGUAGAUCAUGAGACUGGUACUGUUCUUCCACCUGGUUCAAAGGGCAUUGUCAAAGUCAGAGGCCCACCGGUGAUGAAAGGUUACUACAAGAAUCCACUGGCCACCAAGCAGGUUAUAGAUGACGAUGGAUGGUUCAAUACUGGAGAUAUGGGUUGGAUUACUCCUCAGCACUCAACAGGACGGAGUCGUAGCUGUGGAGGUGUCAUCGUUCUUGAAGGGCGUGCCAAGGACACUAUCGUGCUUUCCACAGGUGAAAAUGUGGAACCAUUGGAGAUUGAAGAAGCGGCCAUGAGAAGCAAUUUGAUUCAACAAAUAGUGGUUAUUGGACAGGAUCAACGCCGCCUUGGAGCUAUUGUUAUCCCAAACAAAGAAGCAGCAGAAGGAGCAGCAAAGCAGAAAAUUUCACCUGUAGAUUCUGAAGUCAAUGAACUUAGCAAGGAGACGAUAACAAGCAUGGUCUAUGAAGAACUAAGGAAAUGGACGUCACAAUGCUCGUUCCAAGUUGGACCAGUUCUGAUCGUGGAUGAACCAUUCACGAUAGACAACGGUUUAAUGACACCGACAAUGAAAAUAAGACGGGACAAGGUGGUUGAUCAAUACAAGAAUGAAAUAGAAAGACUCUACAAGUAGACUAGAAAUUUUAGCAUCCUCUUUAUUUUACAAUUAUCUUGUUAAGGAUUAGCAAAUGUGAACCAGUUCUUACUCCAUUGUUAAUAUAAGCUGCAUAUAUCUUUGUUCAUCAACUAGGGAUUUCCAAGUUCUGCAGCACUAUGGAUACUUAUUGAGUCUAAUAGAAUCAAUAAUUGGAAGAAGCAGUUAAACCGGUCAAAAGACCUAAGUAUGUUGGAGGGUUUGAGAUAUCUUGACAUUCUGUGUUUAGAGGAAGGCUAGAUGUUGAUACAAUAUUGUAUAAUUUGCAUAAUUAUAUUAUCCGUUCAAUCCAAAAGCAUUUAAGUGCGA